GUCGUCCACACUGGUGAGAAGCCCUAUUGCUGCCUGGUCUGCGAGCUCCGCUUCUCCUCCCGCUCCAGCCUGGGCCGCCACCUCAAGCGCCAGCACCGCGGGGUGCACCCGUCUCCACUGCAGCCCAGCCCGGCUCUGCCGGCCCUGCCCGCCCUGAGCGCGCCCUGCGCUGUCUGCUGCAAUGUGGGGCCCUGCUCGGUGUGCGGGGGCACAGGAGCCGGCGGCAGCGGAGAGGGCUUGGAGGGGGCGGGCGCGGCCAGUUGGGGGCUGGCAGAAGCGGCAGCCGCAGCCGCGGCCUCCUUGCCACCAUUUGCCUGCGGUGCCUGUGCCAGGAGAUUUGACCAUGGCCGCGAGCUGGCUGCCCACUGGGCAGCGCAUACCGACGUGAAGCCUUUCAAGUGCCCGCGCUGCGAGCGUGACUUCAACGCACCCGCGCUGCUUGAGCGCCACAAGCUCACGCAUGACCUUCAGGGAACCGGCCCGAUCCCUGUGCAGGUAUGGGCCUCCGGGGCCGUCGCUGGGCCGGAGAUGGCUGGUGAAGGUGGCUCAGUGGAGGCAGGCGACGCUCCCCCAUCUUGGGACGACGCUCCACUGCUCCUGGUCUCCACUGGAGGUGGUGUGCCCGAGCUGGGGGCGUUGCUUCCCGAGAGUGUCGGGGAGGCCCCAGCCCCGGCAGCCGUGGCCGAGCCGUUGGAAGACACCUUGUACCAGUGCGACUGCGGGACGUUCUUCGCAUCGGCAGCUGCCCUGUCCAGCCACCUGGAGGCGCACUCCGGCCCGGCCACCUACGGCUGCGGCCACUGCGGGGCUCUGUAUGCGGCGUUGGGGGCCCUGGAAGAGCAUAGGCGAGUCAGCCACGGAGAGGGUGGCGAGGAGGAAGUGGUGACAGCCCCAGAGGGGGUGUCAGGGGAGCCCAGGCCCACCUCAGGCCGCAGCAGCAAGAAGAUCUUUGGCUGCUCCGAGUGCGAGAAGCUAUUCCGCUCCCCUCGCGAUCUGGAGCGGCACGUGCUGGUGCACACCGGCGAGAAGCCAUUCCCGUGCCUCGAGUGCGGCAAGUUCUUCCGCCACGAGUGCUACCUCAAGCGCCACCGGCUGCUGCAUGGCACCGAGCGGCCCUUCCCCUGCCACGUCUGUGGCAAGGGUUUCAUCACGCUCAGCAAUCUCUCCAGACACCUGAAGCUGCACCGAGGCAUGGACUGAACAGCCAGGCCGCCCGGUCCUCUAGCCAGCCAACCCAGGGACUGGACUCUGGACGAAGGGAGGCCUUGGCCUUCCCUCCCAGUUCAGAGCCAGGCCCAGAGAUGAGACCCCUACCUGGAGAGGUGGGGCCACCCAGAACCCACACAGACCCUGAGCUCCGGACCGCAAAUAAACAUGCCUCAGCCAGGGGGUCCAAGAACAUAAUUGUUGGGGCCAAAAUCAGAACCUCCCGAGCUUGAAACUCCUAAAAUCAGCACCCUCAAAUCAGCAAGCCUCUAAGACGUGGGGAUCUGGGAAUGAGAAGCGGGUCUCCACAAGUUCCUCAUGUCUACUAGUAAGACAUGAACACCUCGGAGGGCCAACUGCUCCACUCCCUGAGAGCCAUCAUUCCCAACGACCUUUAUCUGGGGAAUGGGGGGAUCAUGUCCCCAAAUCUCUGGAUCCCCUCCAAAAUCUACCCACCAGUCACUGGUGACCCCGGAAAAUAAAUAUAGCCGAAAUCUGCCUUUCCCCCCAUUUCAUUCCCUGAAAAGAGGACCAGGGUAGAUGCCCCCUGCUUUUGACUUCAUCACCCUCCAAUUAGGUCUCCCUCUCCCCACUGCAGAAUGGAUAACCCUAUUGAGCUUUCCCAACCUGAAUGCUAGAAUAGACUGGUCCCAAAACUCCCUGCCCAGUAGGAUGGACUGACCCAGAUGCACAUCCCCCUGCCGGCUUGGAAGGGCUGGUACAAGUUGUGGCCUGGCCCCACCCUCCUUAGAAUGAAUAGGACAGACACUCCCUUAUCCUGUAGAGUGUGGUCCACCCAUGGUCCACGUUGUUCCCCAUCCUGUGACCUCAUCCGGGUGGAGGUGGUGGACAUCAGGGUUCCCUCCCCCUCUACUGUUAGCACCUGUUGGGCUUCCUCUCCAUAUCUGUCGAUUUGUCUCUGUUCCAACUCCAAGGGGAAGGGGAACUUGGCUGGGGGGGAGGGUCCCCUGUGAGCCUCAACCUCACCCCCUCAUCCCACUCCUAAUGUCACCAG
This is a messenger RNA of Castor canadensis (American beaver), 2221 nucleotides long. The record is from RefSeq and is a predicted model, not a curated record. NCBI's taxonomy places the organism in Eukaryota, Metazoa, Chordata, Mammalia, Rodentia, Castoridae.